Tigriopus californicus is the source of this 2984-nucleotide messenger RNA. RefSeq lists its product as uncharacterized. Lineage: Eukaryota; Metazoa; Arthropoda; Copepoda; Harpacticoida; Harpacticidae. Bases 672 to 2954 code for a protein of 760 amino acids. The record is from RefSeq and is a predicted model, not a curated record. The transcript has 9 exons.
AUGUUCGUAACACUGCUACAUCGCCUUUUAUCAAGUGCAAUUGAUCGAACUAACGUUGCAAUUGUUGCAAUUGUUGAUUCAUCCAUUGCCACAUACGAUUGAGCCUUUGAAAUCGAGGAAACAUUCUCUUUAUUUUUUCACGUUUUCAUCUAAUUGUUGUCUGGCAUUUUUUUUUCCUUUUUAGUACGCCAACGUUUGAGUUACACUCCUAGUAUCCAUGCUCUUUGAAAACCUAAGACAGCCUGGCUAUUUUUUUUACUUUUCUAUCCACACAAUUGAGGAUACAUGAGCGGAAGAGUUGCAUUAGGGUUUUUGGUCUCUCUAAUGAAAAAGAAUCUGCCAUCUUUUCUACUCCACGCACGCAUGUUUAGCACGUACACGUACGUAUGUCAGAAGAGGUUCCCCGUAGAUUGGCAUAAAAAGUGGAUUUUGAAUCACAAAUCAACCAACCAAACAGCCCAGCAACUCUAGCCACUCCACUCGAGUGUGUGCAUAUAACUUUGGUCUAUUCUCACUUGCCAUCUGGCCUGGCCUAGAGUACAAACGUCGACGUGAAAGAAGCGCACGAUAUUUGUGAACAGUCCCUACAUUCCAUGUUCUCAACCAAGACGAGGUUUCAAAUUCAGUUCAGGAUCUGGCCAGGUCUCGAACGGACGGGGAAAAUCUGAAUCAUGGACAUCGGCAGAGACAUCCUCACCAACACAUUGUUGGGGAGCAAGGAUUGGGAAAAGGUGUUUAGCCCGUGGUGGAUUACGGUUCAUCAUUAUUUGGUCUACUCAUUGGUGGUUUUGGGCCUGAUUGCUCUUCCGAUCAACUGUAUGAUCAGUGUUCAAGGCAACUGCUCGUAUCAUCCUGCUCACCCGAGAAAUUAUGUCUUACCCAUGAAGAUUUGUCGAAUGAACGAGGAGUUGAGCCAAAUUGUCAUCGAAAAGCGAUAUUGCACAACCAAACAGCGAAAUGUUUUAAACGAAACCUUUGGCAUUAUUGCCACUCAAGAGGACAGUGUUUUUGAAUAUCAAACCAUUCGAAACAUUGCAUUUAUGUCAGAAAUGUGGAAAGCGGCUAAGGCCAAAGAACACACCACCAACUUCAAUAAUUGUUUAUUGAAAAUGAAUCCCCGAGCCUUUCCCUUCCAUCUUUACUAUGCCUGUGUGAAUCAGUUGGACGCUUUGGCUUUGUAUUUUCCAUACUUGGUGUUAACUUUAGCACUUUUCUUGGUCAUUCUGGAGAGGCUCUGUACCAGGUACCUAUGGACAGGUCGGCGCAUUGAAAAGUUCUAUGAGCUACUGGUCAAGGACAUUAUUGAGGAGGGUGGCUCGAAAGCAAUGAACUCACUUGAGCAACGCCAAAAGUGCCAACAGAUCAUUUACGACUUCAUGAAUUCAUCUUUCUUGUGUGGGAGCUAUAUCGUUCAAACGACCAUCAAAGUGCUCGUGUGUCUGUCCGUUCUCAUCUGGAGCAUCAUGGGCAUGUGCCAUUCGCUUAGAGAGAGCUUCAAAACUGACUUCAAUUGUGAGCAAUUCGACUACAUGCAUGCCUGCUCGAUCACAUCCAACGGCAUGAACAUCGUUUUAUUCGACUUGUGCAACAUUGUGGUGGCGCUGAUUCUGUUGGACGGUAUUUUCAACGUGUUUUGGCACUACCGAUUCUUCUGCAGCACCAACACUCAAGGAUCGAUCUUGGUUCCCAAAACAAAACUAGACCGGUUGAUCCUUGGUUUCGUGGCGACUAAAGAAGGUGCCGAAAGUUCGUUUAUGAAUACGUAUUUCGGAUCACCAGACUUACAAAUGCUCAUGAACCUUUUGGCUGCCAAGGAAGGCAUUUGGGCGGCCAUACUCGUUUUAAGCGCAUUUGAUGCCAAUUUCAAAAGCCAGUUCAAGGUUCGGGAUUGCAAAAUGGGUUCCCACUCCUCAGAGGUAAGCGGGAAGCGGAAAGAUGCCACAAUCUCAUGGAACGAACCUCAUGCCGCCUCAUUCAUCGGUGAAAAUGUUCCCACGGAGCAUCUGAUGUAUGUUUUGGAGAUUAACCCGCCCAUUGACUGGCACAAGCAAGGGGACAAUGUGACCAUGGUACCAGCCUGCGCCGACGAUGGAGAAUGUAUCUUUAAUCCAUUAGUGGUCUCUACCGAUUGGGACGGGAAAACCACGUCAUCUUUGGCCAGUGCCUUAACCACUUUGGAGAGAGAAUCCGAGGAGGUCAAGCAAAUUCCCAAACCUAUUGGAUCUCCUCCUUCAAGGCUGGAUAAAUCGAGUUCCAAAGACAGCGUUUUCUCCGGCUAUUCUGUCAAUAACAAUGCUACGGAGGCCAUUGUGAGUGGGACUCACGCCAACGGCCGGAACUUACUCGCCACUCAUUUGUACAAAUCGAGCAUGGCCAGAAAUCAGACAGAACAGCGGACAACGGCCUCGAGGUCAUUCAAACACGCGUUUGUGGGACUUCGAAUGGACACAGACUACAAAAUCACAUUAAAAUUCGUCCUCUCGGGUCGGGCUUUGGGCUCUGAAGCAUUCACCAUUUUAAGUCACGAUGGAGAGAGCCGGAAAACGUCGGCCGUUUCAAAUUCAGAUUCGAACCUGAACUCCUCGUUGGCUUCAAGGACGACUCGUAAUCAGUGGAUCCAAGCCAAUAAUGAUACGGAGUUGACUGCAAUGCUGGAAGACUGCGCCGCGCAGUCAGACCGUGUGAUCUUGGAUUUUGAAGCCAAAUGGUGUCCAAAUUGUCGGAAUUUGCAAGAAGCGCUCAAGGAAUUACCAUCCAGGUGCCAAGUGAAGCAUAGUGUUUUCAUUCAAGCGGAUGUGGACGAGUGUCCGAAGGUCUCGGCCUCCUUUCAAUUUUCCACAUUACCCGCGCUUUUCGUCCUCAAAGAGGGUCAAAUUGACCAUUGUAUGAUGGGAAAAGGGGCAUUGGAACAUGGACCGGAGAUCAUAACUAAACUGUGCGCGCUCGACGAAUAAAGCCAAAGGUUAAAAACACCGCUCAAUAUU